AUGAACACUGGCAGUCUUGGUCUUCCUCGUCUCGCGAGAUCUCUUACGCCGACAGCAAGGAGGAUAGCCUGCCGCCACCAACGUCCCGUCCGCGUAUUUUCAUCCGUCCCAGCGAGUCUAGGACCACUUGUGAAUUCCUCGGAAAGCGUUACGCACAAACAACCAACCACAAUGACUGACGAAGGUAUUCCCCAGGCCGGAAAAAUCACCGAGUGGGUCAAGCUCAACGACAAGACGGGCGAGUUCAAGCGCCAGCAGAGCUCGUUCCGCAACUUCAUCUCGCGGGAGGAGGGCGCCCCGUUCCCGCCCGAAAAGGGCCGCUAUCAUCUCUACGUCAGCUAUGCGUGUCCUUGGGCCUGUCGGACAUUGAUCACCCGUCAGCUCAAGGGUCUCGAAGACGUUAUCAGUUAUUCCGUAGUCCAUUGGCAUAUCGGCGAAAACGGAUGGCGCUUCGUCACAAAAGACGAAAAGGACGUCCCCGGCGACUACGUCAUCCCCGAUCCCGUCCCGGGCCACGAGAGCUUCACCCACCUCCGCCAACUCUACUUUGAGUCCGAGCCAGACUACGAGGGCCGCUUCACCGUGCCGGUCCUGUACGACACCAAGCGCAAGACCAUUGUCAGCAACGAGAGCAGCGAAAUCAUCCGCAUGCUCUACACAGAGUUUGACGACCUCGUGGACGAAAAGUAUCGCAAAGUCGACCUCUACCCGCAGGCCCUCCGCACGCAAAUCGACGAGGCCAACGAGUGGACGUACGACAAGAUCAACAAUGGCGUCUACAAGUCCGGCUUCGCCACCACGCAGGAGGCCUACGAGCGCAACGUCGUCGCCCUCUUUGAGGCGCUCGACAAGGCUGAAGCGCAUCUCGCGUCCACUGCGGCCGAGGGUCCGUUUUACUUUGGCAAGGAGAUCACCGAGGCUGACAUACGACUCUACGUGACCAUUAUCCGAUUUGAUCCCGUCUACGUGCAGCACUUCAAGUGCAACAUCCGCGACAUCCGCUCCGGGUACCCCUUCAUUCACAAAUGGAUGCGUAACCUGUACUGGAACGUCCCGGCCUUCAAGGACUCGACCGAGUUCGACCACAUCAAGUGGCACUACACAAAGAGCCACAUCCAGAUCAACCGCUUCUCCGUCUGCCCCGUUGGCCCUCUGCCGCACAUCCUUCCCCUCGACGAGGAGGUGGCGGCCGUGAGCAAAAAGUAG
Molecule: messenger RNA, 1206 nt
Organism: Colletotrichum orchidophilum
Lineage: Eukaryota; Fungi; Ascomycota; Sordariomycetes; Glomerellales; Glomerellaceae
Product: glutathione S-transferase
Exons: 7
Coding region: 1-1206 (401 amino acids)
Cellular component (GO): cytoplasm
Molecular function (GO): glutathione transferase activity
Source: RefSeq, a predicted model, not a curated record